Molecule: messenger RNA, 1563 nt
Organism: Scatophagus argus
Lineage: Eukaryota; Metazoa; Chordata; Actinopteri; Scatophagidae
Exons: 9
Coding region: 81-1100 (339 amino acids)
Biological process (GO): cell surface receptor signaling pathway
Molecular function (GO): transmembrane signaling receptor activity
Source: RefSeq, a predicted model, not a curated record
UCAGAGGCCAAUGACCAGCUGAAAAUAAAAAAACGUAACAGUUUCAGGAGUCCUCAAACCUUCGACGAGACUCCAACGAGAUGAGACAAACGUCAGUCUGCAGGCUCCUCUUGCUGUGUGUCCUCUUGUACGUUGACAAUGCAGGAUCUUCGUCUCAUCAUGUGCAGCGUCGUGCAAACCUCCCCACGAAGAAUCACUCUGCCAUUAUGGUACCACAGCUGACAGUCUCUCCAUCCUGGUACCUCAGUGUGGGCGACACUGUAGAGAUCAACUGCACCAUGUUCGCUGACAUGGGGAACUACAGCGAUAAGAUAAACCUGCAACUGGUCUGGACCAAGAUGAACUUGACCACCGAGGUCCUGGUGAGCCGGCGAGCCUCUAAGGGCAUCUCUUAUGUACUGGGCCCCGUUACCCAUGAGCACCAGGGGGUUUACUCGUGUGGUGGUGAUGGAUCCUUGCCUGACAUUUUUGUAUUUGAAUGGCACAAGAGAAUCUGGGUGGCCGACACUCCUCCUCUGAGAGCCUCCAUAGACGUGAGCAGCCACAACAGGAACCAGUUCCUCAAUGGUGAGACGUUCACUCUGAGUUGCCAGCUGCCUGACAAUAACGCCCAGUGGAAGAUGAGGAGGUUUGAUGACAAGGAGGGUACUAUCACAGACUGUCCCAGUCCAGUGUUUUCAGACCACCGCCUGUCCUGCACUUUCAAUCCCCAGUAUCCCUCGAAUGCACCGUACUGGUGUGAGAGUCCAGCAGGGGAGAGGAGCAACGCCCUGAACGUCACCAACUCUUCUGGUACAAAUGUGGUCCUGGAGAGCCCAACGCUUCCUGUGUUGGAAGGCGAUGACGUGACGCUGCGCUGCUUACACAGAAAAAGCACCACCGGAGAAAUUACCUCCUUCAACAGAGCACUUUUCUACAAGAACCAUUUUCUGAAGUAUGAAGUGGACGGCACUGUGACUCUGAAAGCCGUGACCAAAGCUGACGAGGGAUUCUACAAAUGUCGGCACCUGAAUGAUGGAUACUCUAACGUCAGCUGGAUCAGUGUUAUAGCUCGGUCCAGUGAAGACCAGAAGAAUCAGCCUGACGUCAAGACGUCUUAGAUGCCCUCCUGACGACGCUCUCUGAUUGGUCAGUUAAACCCAACUCAAGGCUUUCUGUAUCAGCGUUAAAGCUCCGCAUGUGCGUGUUUCUCAUGUAUAAAUCUGCAUUCACAUCUCAGUCUGCUGCAAAGCAAAGGUUUGCCAGAACAUCUGCGUCACAUCUGCAGCAACACCAACAAAAUAAACGAAGCUUGCACACAAAACCCCAGGGCUUCUUCGUUUCCCUGACAUAACAUGGCAUUCAUAAAAAAUAAGGGUGCUUUAAAUGUAUAUUUUUUCUUUUCUUGCUCAAAUAAUUAACGCAGAAACAAGACCAGGAUUGUGCUGCACCGGCUGUUAGUAAAUCCUUCAGUGUGUAAAACCCUCUCUUGUGAUUUCUGAAAGGAACAAACACGAACUGAACAAACUGAAAUGUGUGUCUGUGUGGCCUGAAUAAAACAUGGCGGAGAGACUCUGUUGUUAA